Coregonus clupeaformis (lake whitefish) is the source of this 3857-nucleotide messenger RNA. RefSeq names its product zinc finger protein 62 homolog. Bases 2358 to 3710 code for a protein of 450 amino acids. The transcript has 3 exons. Lineage: Eukaryota; Metazoa; Chordata; Actinopteri; Salmoniformes; Salmonidae. The record is from RefSeq and is a predicted model, not a curated record.
AGCUACAGGAGGCCAGUCGGAGCUCGUUUAUUUCCGAGUUCCCAGUUGUUUUGAACGCGACAAUAGUCCACGCACUUUGAAAAAUGUAUUAAUUUCUACACUAUCACUGUAAUGUAGUGCAUGUAACGAAAAGCUAGAUCGAUCCUUCAGUAAAUGAACAGGAAAUCUACACGGAAGCAGUUUACCCCGGCCAACACUCAGUGCGUCACACAAAGCACUGUGCGCAGAGUUCCAUUGCCUUUGUACACAAAACACCCAUUGAAUUAUUCAAAUAAUCGUUGCUGAGGACGAUUUUUCCCCCAAUCACUCACAGACGAAGUUAUUGGCAGUGUUCGAGAGGAUCAAAACAGCAAUUUAUCAUGGCUAAAUUGACUGAAUGAUCUACAAAUAAUAAUUAGUCUGUAUUUAUGAUGCAAGGUGAUAUGUAGAUCAGUCAGCCUGCAGUCGUUUUUAUGCUCGCGCUGCUCCCUCGGCGCACUGAGUGCUAGUGCGCAUGUGAUGUUGGUCCGUAUAAACCGGAUGCAACCCGCCAACCCGGAUAUAAACGGUCAAUGAAUCGGCGUAUGCGAACGUGGGUAGAUUACCUCAAACAACGGUCAGACAUCUUUUGGACGCAGUCUCCAGUUAAUAUUAUACCGCAGCGUUCCAUAGCGGAAAGAGGAGCCAUGAUGUCACUGACAUAGGCCGCCAAUUCUGAUCAAUCCUGUACAUUAAAUUGGAAAUAAUAAUCGAAAGUGUGGGUUGAAGCUGGUUGCCGCCAACAUGUCGAAAGACUGUUUUCAAACCCAGUUCGCCUUUGUUAUGGAGAGUGUAUUGAAGAAUGCAGUCACUGAGACAACGAAACUUUUCGAAACAACUAUUGAGGAACUGCGAGCCGAAAUAUCCAGAAUAAAAGAAGAGAACGAGUACCUCAAAUCGAGGCUUCUAUCCCUCGAAAAAACGAAGAGAUCGACUGGUGAAAGUGAAAGCGAAAGCCAAACCGCAGAGCCCAGACCGAGUCAAAGAACCACACUUAUCGGCAAACGUGACAUUGGCGUUCAGUGCGUUCUGACAGCGCACGCGUUGCCUUGGGCUGGGGUGCAGCAACAGCGCGAGGAGAACCAGGGGACGGAGCUGCACCGUGGGGCCCACGACGAGGAGGGAAACCCACAGACUGCCUUAGCACCACAGGAAGUGGACUGGACUACCUCAGGAGCCGCAGUGGCCCUCCUCCAGGGAGAUCCAGACACCCAGGAGGCCCCCCAGGCUCUCAGCCCAUCCCAGCCCAGGACCAGAGGGGUUACCAGGGGCAGUGCAGGGCAGGACCAGGCCCCUGGAGGAGAACAGCAGUCACUGGUAAUACCAGCAGCAGAGUCUCCAUCAACAUUACACCUGACAGCAUCUUCUCAAUCACCAGCCACUAUCCAGUCUACAUCAACUGUCCUGUCGACUGUAAUGGUCCAGUCCACGGUAACUACUCUGUCAAAAGAAACUGUCCAAACGACCGCAGCGGUCCAGUCUACCGUAACGGCGACAGCAGCAGCGUCAGAGCGCCCGCCACCUGUCCUCUCCGGGUUACCCAGUACCCCUCUUCAGGAUACACAGCCCAGCCUCGUACCCCCUUGUCCACCCCGACCUCCUCGAGCACCACCAUCACAGUCUCACACAGACGUACUACCUGUAGCUCGUCCAAUAGUAGUGCCCUCAACACAACCAGCUAGGCCUACAGCCGUACCCGAUGGACCACCGGCCGCACCACCAACACAACCGCCUACGGUUUUGGAGCAGUCGGGUGUUGGCACGGCAACAUCGUUAACACCACCGGUCCAGUCCUCUCCGUCUCCGACUGAGUUGACAGAACCUUCCGGCACCCCUGAAAAGCAGGCGUCAUUGGUCACUGAGCAUGUGCAACGCUCCUCCACCGUGCCACCUCCGAAGUCACCUGCUGUCCCAGAGACGUCUGAUGAAGCCCCUCUACAGCCGUCAGCCCCUGCUGUAACCACACCCUCACCCUCUGGCCCCUGUCAAAUGUCUAAGACACAGUUUUUAGCUCAGUUGUCAGUAGUACCCCUAGUACGCACCCCGCCGAGGGUGGAGGAAGAUGAGGAGGGGGAGAGGCUUUCCCCCCUCCCUGCCAUGUCUACGGAAGCUGUGAUAACCAGGUCUGUCGCUACGGAGACGACUCCCGCCAAAGAGACUAAGGAGGAGAUUGUUGUCCAGGUAGGCGGCCGCCGAAAGUCAAGUCCACGUGAAGCGAUCCUCUCUGGUCUCCGCCUCCGCUUAAGGCCCCGCCCCAGGACAGCGCGACAUCUCCCGUGGUUGCUAAGAAACCCAGAGGAGAUAGAACCGCCCCUCUAGACCACGACUACUCAAAGGUGAUGCAGAACGGAGGAGAAAAGUCCAGUGAAUCACACGUUGACCAGGAUGUAGUAGAGGACACCACUAACGGUGUGACGGCUGACGACAAGUCUACUGGACAAGGAAGUAGUAACCAAGUCAUCAGUGAGGAAGAGGGAGGAGCUAACACUGAUGUGACCUCCCCGACUAGACAGUCACCUAUUGGUGGAGGAGGAGGCGUGUCCAAAUCCAAGAAGAGAAACAUGACCUGGGUGCAGGCUCAGAGACUAUUGGCCCUAGCCCAGGCUAAGAGGAGUAGGUCAAAGGUCACCAAGACCUCCCAGAGAGGUCUGAGGUCAGAGCUAAGAGGUCUGGUGACACAGUUUCUGCCUUCCAACCCACAGCGCCGCCUGUCAUACAGCCCCAGCCCUCACGCUACCUCCACCUCCAGCCCACGCCGCACCAGUCCUCGCCAGGCUACAAGGGCGGACACAAACCCUUCUCCUGCCACCGCUCCUCACUCACAGCCUCACCAGUUCAAAGUUACUUCCACCACCUCUCGUCGCGGAAGACCUCGUUCAGGGGCCGUGGCGGCUUUAAAUUUGAAACGGUCUCCCUCCAACCCUCAACCUAUCCCCUUCAUUGUCAAAGUCAGCCCUCGCUCCGGAUUCAAGAAGUCCCCCCAGUGCAUGCUGACGUUAAAGCAGGGGCGCCGAUACCGCCAAUCACAACCGAUGUGGUCACCGCCGGGACCGUUCCAGCACCAACAGUCUCCCCAGUCUCCACGGAAACGUCUCGCCAAGAACCAGUGUGCAGACUGCGGUCGUGUCCUGAGCAGCGGCGCUGCUUUAGAGAGCCACGCCUCCCUCCACACGGGGAAGCGCCCGUUCGCCUGCUCCGCCUGCGGCAAGGACUUCCCCAACCUCAAGGGCCUCAACCGCCACGCCCGCGUCCACGGCGACCAGCGGGGCCACCAGUGUCCGCAGUGUGACAAGACCUUCGUCUACCGCUUCGGCCUGACCAAGCACGAGCAGGUGGUCCACAGCGGCGUGCGUCCGUUCGUCUGCCCGAUCUGUGACAAACGCUUGAUCACCCGGCGUGACCUGGAGACGCAUAUCCGCGUUCACACUGGAGAGAAACCAUUUGCCUGUUCCCUCUGUGUGAAGCGGUUCAAGAGGCGUGUGGAGCUGAAUGUUCACCUGAUGUGGCACAACGGGGAGAAGAGACACUGGUGCUCAUACUGCGGGAAGGGAUUUCUGGAUUACAAUAAUCUGAAGAGCCACAAACUGGUCCACACAGGGGAGAAGCCCUACACCUGCUCUGAGUGUGGCAAGUGUUUCAAACAGACUGGCCAUCUGAAGAAACACCUGAAGACCAUACACAAACACAGAUAGGGAGGGGACGAGUCUUAAAUGGCACCCUAUUCCCUAUAUAGUGCACUACUUUGGACCAGAUAGUGUCAGGCCCUGGUAAAGUAGUACACUAUCCAGUGAGGGAAAAAAGUAUUUGAUCCCCUGCUGAUUUUGUACAUUUGCCCACUG